AUGGCCAUGCAAGUUGCAGUGGAGGGGGAAGACAUUUCUCCAGAAGAAUUUCAGUUCGCCGGUUGGCAGUCGGCGUUUACCAAGCGCAAAUCUUCCCAGAAGUGCCUGCCCGCCGAGAGCGAGCAGCCCGCCAACACACCAAGUGGCAGUAGCAAUGGCGGCUCCCGCACUCCCGCCAGCGUGAAGAAACGCCUUGUAGCUGCCUCGAGAAUGCCUCGCCUGCCGAAGGAGCACUUUAGAGUCAUCGUCCGACCUCGGGGUGGCCUAAACGUUAAAAAUGCUAGUCAAGUCAAGGUCGCCCAGGCUCGCGUGAAUGCGGCGGGUCUCCCUUUCGCGAAUACUGCGGAAGACAUCAUCUGCCCCAACACCAUGCAGAACAUUUUGGUGGUCAGCACACCUUCAGAACACAAUGCCAAGACCUGUGCGGGGAUUGAAGCCAUCUCCAUUGGCUCAGCAAUCUACGAGGUCAGUUCCUGCCUCGCUGCGCCCGACAACACGUGCAAGGGGAUCAUAAGAAACAUCGACCUGGAAUUAGAUCACGAGCAACUUAGAAGUCUCAUCAUACAGCCGAGGAACCCCAAGGCUCUCGAAGCUAGAAGAAUCAAGAAUUCCACCACAGUCGUCAUUCUCUUUGACGGUCUCAAAGUGCCAAACCACGUCAUGUGCGGCCUCAGUAUGCUCAGAUGCACGCUCUACCGAAGACAAACGGAGGUCUGCUACGCAUGUGGCAGGCUCGGUCACCGAGCCGACGUAUGCCCGACUCCCGAAAACGUGGUCUGCAGGGGCUGCGGAGUAAAUUCCCCAAGCGACCAACAUGUUUGUUCACCGAAGUGCGCCCUCUGCGGGGGGCCUCACCCCACGGCCGACAAGUCCUGUAAGCAAAGAUAUCAAGUGCCUUACAUCGUAAGACAGAGAAGAAAAGAACGACGUGACUACAACCAGGAUUUUCCGCCGAUGGGCACGCUGUCUGGACCGGCCAUUCCACCCCGGGCCUGGAGUGGAUCCCGGGUGCCGGGCAUAACCAGGGUGCCCUCGAGAGGGCGAUCCAGGGUCCGACUGCCGCGGGCUACCUCCGGGGGCCGCUCUCGCUCCGGGGGCCACUCACACUCCAGGGGCUCGGCGGUUCGCAUCCGGAAGCCUGUUGCCCAGGAGACCGGAUGGGCCGAUCGCGUCAAAGGAUCCCCGACAAAAGUAACGGGGGCUACGCCGCCUGGGCAACACAACACCAGACUCGUACAGUUGGAAAAAGAAAACGCGGCGCUGAAGGGCGCUAUUGAACAACUCAGGUCAGAGAUGGCAGAAUUAAGGUCGGCUCGCAAGUGCAAGGCUUCGCCGUCUCCGCAGGCUCCGAAACCCGCCAGGGAGGAAACACCCAUGGAGGUUCCCGUCGAGGCGCCCUCCGAGGCACGUACGGCCAAAAAAAGGGCCCUAACGAAGCCCGUUUGCGAUGAGGGACUAGAGGAAUUUCAGACUGAAAUGAGGGUUAUGCUCAAAUCACUCAGCGAAGCGGUUGCGAUGCUUAACGCUAAAGUUGAUGUCCUUGACGGCAAGUUCAACGCGCUGGAGGCCAGGGGACUUUGGAGGCGAGGAGAGGGACGAUGGAGUUUUGUGCUCUUGCGAACAAUGAGCCUUCUUCGACCGGAAACCCAGCAUCUUUUGGUGCCCAACACCUCCAAGCGGCUACACCUUGUAACAUUGUACAGGAUAGGCUAA
This is a messenger RNA of Ixodes scapularis (black-legged tick), 1713 nucleotides long. RefSeq lists its product as uncharacterized. The coding region runs from base 1 to 1713 and encodes 570 amino acids. The transcript is spliced from 2 exons. The record is from RefSeq and is a predicted model, not a curated record. Gene Ontology annotation, molecular function: nucleic acid binding; zinc ion binding. Lineage: Eukaryota; Metazoa; Arthropoda; Arachnida; Ixodida; Ixodidae.